Suillus discolor is the source of this 1810-nucleotide messenger RNA. RefSeq lists its product as uncharacterized. The transcript has 6 exons. NCBI's taxonomy places the organism in Eukaryota, Fungi, Basidiomycota, Agaricomycetes, Boletales, Suillaceae. The record is from RefSeq and is a predicted model, not a curated record. The coding region runs from base 12 to 1628 and encodes 538 amino acids.
UCAACACAAACAUGCACUUCAGGCGUUCUGUCUAUGUUAUUCUCUUCAUCGGUUCAGCAUACGCAUCGAGCUGGUUUGGCUCUGAAUAUGACAAAUGGUCCCAUUCCGAUUUGCACUUCUGGCUUGAAGACCACCACAUUAAGGUCCCCUCUCAUUUUGAUCAAUCUCAGCUUCACGACCUCGUAGCGGCGAACUGGGCUUCUCCCCCUCCUCCACCCCCGUCAUUUGCUGAACAGUCUCGUGCAUACGCUGAUGCAAGCAGGCAAUGGAGCUAUGAUAGAUAUACUCGUGCUCAGCACGCAUUCCAGGACUUGCAGGAGAAUUCCUUCGACACCUGGGACGAGAGCAAAUUGAGAGCAUUUCUGCUCGAGCAUGGCGUGGUAGCACCUUCUGGACCCCGCGAACAGCUUCUUUUGCUUGCUAAACAGAAGCAUCGCUCCUAUAUCAACGCCGCAUCAUACUACUCUUCCAUUGCAUCUGAAACCGCCACUUCCGCAUACUCCGAUGCUACAGAUACAUUAUACCACGCGUCUAAAAGUGCGAGCAGCGUCGUAGCUCAGGCUACCCAUGAUGUUGUUCGUGCUUUCGACGACAGCAGGGACUAUGUAUACUCAGCUUGGGAUGAUAACUAUCUCAGAUCUUGGCUCGAAGAUCACGGAGUAGUUGAAGCUAGAAAGGCUAGCACCCGCACCGAGCUCACGAAACUCGCCAACGACUAUUGUCGUACAGCCGUAGAGCCAGUAUGGAACGUCUGGAGCGACUCGUAUAUGCGCGAAUGGCUAAUUUCGCAUAACCUUCUUUCACCUUCCGAUACUGCAUCACGCUCUACCUUACUUGGGGAGAUGAAGAAGUAUUAUUACUCCUCACCCGACAAGGUUUGGAGUGUUUGGUCUGACAGUGAAUUGAAGUCUUGGCUCGUCAAGCAUGGUCUCCUCAAUAGUGACGCACAAAAGAAACGUGAUGAACUGGUAAAGAUGGUCGAGGACAACUACGCUUCUGCCUCGGACAGCGUAUGGGACGCUUGGAACGAUUCAGACAUUCGUCGAUGGCUUUCUCAACACGGAUACACUGAUGAUAGAAACUUUGCACAAAAAAAGCGUGAUGAGUUGGUGAGCUUGAUCGAUAGGCAAUAUAACGACGUUUCUACGCGCACUGCUGCAUACCUCGUAUGGCCGGAUGCUCGUUUACGUGCUUACCUUCGCGAGCGUGGUGUCAGCGAAGCUGCACUCCCCACGAAUAGACCCGGGUUAUUGCAGGAGACUCGCAUCCGCUGGGUUCAGACAUCUAACCGUGCUGAGACAAUCUUCACAAAGCUGAAUGAGAUUAUUAACAGUGGCGUUGGCGCGGUGGAGGAUAGAUUGGCCAGAAUUCUCGAGCUCCUGAGUGGCCAUUUGCACUACGCUUCUGAGAAGACUAGUGAUGCCCGUGCGUACGCGGAGGAUAAGAAAGAUAGCGCGUGGCAUUGGUGCUCUCAGAAGGGCGAUAAUGCGAAAGGCAAGAAUGCCGAUUAUGCUGAGUGUGCCAAGAGCAAGCUACAGGAGCAAGGAUUUAAUGAGAAGGUGAAAGGCGCUGCCGAAAGCAUUAAAUGGGGCGGGGAGAAGAUGAAAAGCGCUGGCGAUGAACUCUAGACCGAAAACAAGCGAAGCAUGUCCACUGUUCUCCACAUAUGCAUUCAAGACAGUACCUAUGUAGUAAUUCUGUAACAUCGUAUCUCGUGUUGUAUCUUUCUAAAUGAAUCUCCAGUCCCGUUGUCGUGGCGUACACUACAUAGGGGUAUUACAUAUUAGGAAUAAGCAGAUGUUUGAUGCUA